Messenger RNA from Drosophila grimshawi, 2673 nucleotides. RefSeq lists its product as uncharacterized. NCBI's taxonomy places the organism in Eukaryota, Metazoa, Arthropoda, Insecta, Diptera, Drosophilidae. The transcript is spliced from 5 exons. The coding region runs from base 34 to 2319 and encodes 761 amino acids. The record is from RefSeq and is a predicted model, not a curated record.
ACAACAACAGCUGCAGCAGCAACAACAACAACGAUGGGCGCUGUUGCUGUUACGCCCACUUGUGUCGCACACAUCGAGGACGAGGGCGGAGGAGAAGAAAGUGACGGCGCUGUAGCGGAUGACGAUGACGGUGACUGCGCUGCUGCCGCUGCUGCUGCUGCUGCAGCUGCAGUAACUAGUGAUAAGCUGAAUGGCAUUGGCUUCGGCAUGGGCAUUGGCAUUGGUGUCGGGAUCGGCGCUGCCUACGCGCUGAGUGCGCUGCCUGCGCUCAAUUGCGAGUUGGCUGCCUCCGCACUCUCGCCCACCGAUGCAGCCGUUGGGGGACUCAGCUCGAGUCGCACCUCGAUGAACAACUCGACGGAGAACCUGAGCUAUGCCAGCGACAAUUACUAUGCCGAAGAUCUCAUACUGCUCGACGAUGAUGAGGACGAUGACGAGGACGAUGAUGUGGAGGCCGAGGAGAUAUCUCUCAAUUCGGAUGAUUGCGUCUAUGCGUAUCGUGGCGAUGCCGCUGAUUUUGAUAUGGCAGCGCUGGAUGCCAGCACCGGGCGUGGCGGACGUAAUUUGGAUUUUGGUCUGGUGCGCGAUGACGAGACGGAUUUUCUCGAAAUGGACUUUGAGCCGGAUCCAUCGUCGGAGCUGGAGUUUGCGGCCAGCGCACAGGAGGCGGCCGCAGCUGCCGCUGGUCAUGCAAAUCUCCUGCUCAUGCCACGCGACUACAGUCAGUUGCAGAGUGGCAGGCACUUGUCCACGCCCACACAGUCACGCCAGCUUUACAGCUCACCCAUUGAGGAGCUGGCGAUGCCGGCGCCACAGGAGGCAUUGCAGCGUUUGAGCAAGAAAUUUGCACGCAUUAGUCUGAAUCUCGAUCAGAUCAAGAAUGAUGGUGAUGCUUGCUCCGAUAUGGAUGCGGAUGAGCUGCUCUGCGGCAGUGGCGGUGGCGGUGGCGGCAUCGGCGGCGGCAUAGGCAGCGGCAAGGAUGAUGAGGAUCUUUUAGGUGCAACCACUUCUGGUGCAGAUGUAAAUACGACCCUAGCACACUCGCUGCCUAGCACAUUGGUGUACAGCAGCUUCAGUCGCAGCACCAGUGUGCCCAGUGGAAAUUCGCAUGCCACGGAGGAGCCCUGCAAUUCCAAGCUAACGGGCGCCAAGCCCAAACGUCUCAGCACACUCUCAAACUCAUCAUCACUGGUGUCCGCCAGCAAGAGCUGUGCCUCCUCCUCGUCAAAGUCGCGACGUUCGCAGCCCAGCUUCGAUGAACGAUGCUACAGCUGCACCGAUUUUCGUGCCGUCUCCUUGCAGCAGCAACAGCAGCACCAACAGGAUGUGGCGCCCAUGCUGGUCGCCGCGGCAGCUGUAGUGGCGGCCAGUGCCGCCAUGGCCAGCAAUUCCACACAAUUCGAUUUGGGCAGCGGCGAGGAGACGUGUUUGGACUGCCUGGAGAAGGAGUUUCUGGCCAACACCAUUGGGAAGGCACUCGAUCUGAGCAGCUGUGCCAAGUGCCGGCGACGCGGCGGCGGUCGUGGCAGCAGUCUCUCGCUCUAUGCCCGAGCCGAGCAGACGCGCUGUCGGAGCGGCUCACCGGGCUAUCUGGAUGAAUAUGGCGGACUAUUCAGCUGGCACAAUCCGGCUGGUGGCGCCGGCGACAUUGGUCAUUACAACCAAAGGUUUAUUUCGUGUGAUAAUAAUUUUGGCGGCAUGCAGCUGCUCAAGCAAAGCUUUUCGACUGAACCGCUGGUGGAGCGCCUGUCCACGGCGCAUCUGAGUGAGGAGCAUCUGGUGCAGGCGCUGGACAAACUUCACAUUUCCUACAAUGCAUCCCUGUUGCAUGCCUAUUUUGAGCAGCUUGCGGCGCCGUCGCCACGUGUCACCGACGCAGCCAAUCUGAAGCAGCUGCUGCUGCAUGCCUCCAAGCAGCAGUGCAAUCAUCGCAAGCUCAAGAAUCUGAUCGAGCUGAUCACCCGGCAGCAGCCCCAGCAACAUCAGCUCAACGUACAAUUCAAACGCACCAACGCUAGCCAAACAGCGCUGGUGCCCGUGAAGGUAACGGAUAUUCUGGCGGCCUGGAAGCGCCAUCGCGAUCUCAAUGUGCUGCGGCAGUUGGAUGCGCGUUUCCAUCUCGCCAAUGUGCUGGGCAAAAUUGGCCACAUUGUGCGACAGGCACAACAGACGCCGGUGGCAUCAGGCUCAGCGGCAACAACAUCCGCAUCGGCUGCGGCAUUAACUUCAAUCUCGUCAACGCAGCUCGAGCUGCCUGAAUUUCUAAUGAUACCGCAGUAUUAUGCUUGUGGUGAAUUAACAUUGACACGCAAAUGUUAGAAGCUGCCACACACUCACACACACCCAUACAAACACACACAAACACGCCACAUAAUACGCUUAUGCGUGGUUGCUCCUUGUUAAUUUUUCAAUUUUCGAGAUUCUUGAAUGCAACGCUGCAAGUUAUAUAGGUCUAUUCCGGUUAACUUCUUAUCGGACUUAUCGGGCUUAUAAGUAACUUUCACAUAAAUAAAUAUUAUAAUAUUUAAACUGGUGACAUGAGCUCGGUUCAUAUCAGAUCUCUAAUAUAUAUUUGUUCAGUUCUGUUAAAGUUCUCAAAUGAAAUCAGCAAAAUAACUACUAUUUAAUAUCUUUCUAUUUUUCUGUCGAGACUUUGUUUUGUUAUAUAUUUUA